Molecule: messenger RNA, 2254 nt
Organism: Acipenser ruthenus (sterlet)
Lineage: Eukaryota; Metazoa; Chordata; Actinopteri; Acipenseriformes; Acipenseridae
Product: zinc finger protein 420-like
Exons: 2
Coding region: 70-1044 (324 amino acids)
Biological process (GO): regulation of transcription by RNA polymerase II
Molecular function (GO): DNA-binding transcription factor activity; RNA polymerase II cis-regulatory region sequence-specific DNA binding
Source: RefSeq, a predicted model, not a curated record
AUUUUCUUUCACACAGAUCCCAAAGAGAGCCAUGCUGUACCUAAAUCUGAAGCACAGGAGGGGCCAAGGAUGGAAGCAGUUUACACACAAGAGGAGCCCUUUGACCAGGAGUGGUGUGCAAGUCUAAAGCAGGUUACAGAGCUGACAUGUGUUAAAGAUGAAGAGGUCCCUCGACUGGAAUGUGUUCCUAUUAAAGAGGAAUUCAUAGAACAGGAAUGUGUCCCCAUCGCAGAGGAAGUUCCUACUGAAAAUAAUGUCUGUACACUUGAGGAGAACAACCAGCUGGGAUCCAGCCUGUGUGAUGAUUGUCCACCUGAAUGUGAACUGGGAUUUAGAGCUGCUAAAGGAUAUCUCACAGGAGAUGCUCCAUUUCCCUGUGCUGAUUGUGGGAAGAGUUUCAGUUGUUUAUCACAGCUUAAAAGACACCAGGUUGUUCAUACAGGAGAGAAACCGUAUCACUGUAGUGAGUGUGGGAGGAGUUUCACACAGUUGGGAAAUCUCAAAACACACCAGCGUCUUCACACAGGAGAGAAACCACACCAGUGUAAUGAUUGUGGGAAGUGCUUCACUCUAUUAGGAAAUCUUAAAAAACACCAACGAGUACACACAGUUCAGAAACCAAACGACUGUAAUGUAUGUGGGAGACGUUUCACUCAAUUAGGAAGUCUUAAAAGACACCAACUAAUUCACACAGGCGACAAACCACACCACUGUAAUUAUUGUGGGAAGAGCUUCACUUUAUUACAAAGUCUUACAAAACACCAACAAAUUCACACAGGAGACAAACCACACCACUGUAAUGAAUGUGGUAGGAGCUUCAGUCAAUUAAGAAGUCUUAAAAGACACCAACUAAUUCACACAGGCGAGAAACCACACCACUGCAAUAAAUGUGAGAAGAGGUUCUCUCGAUCAGAAUAUCUUAAAGAUCACCAGCGCAUUCACACUGGAGAGAAACCACACGUCUGUAAUGACUGUGGGAAGAGCUUCCGUCAAUUAAGAAGUCUUAAAAUACACCAACUACUUCACGCAGCAGUGAAGCCCUGAAUGCUAAAUGUUGAGAAAGUUUUAAUCUGGUGGGACACCUUAAAAACCAGGAAGACAAAAUCCCUGUCACUCGAGAGAUUAACGUCAUUAAUAAAAACUAAUCAGAGUUAAAAAUAAUUUCUUAACAAGAAAUUCCUUUACAAAGACUCCUCAGAAGUGUUUACUGCACAGGCUGCUUUUACACUUUGAAACAGACAAGAGGAUACCAUUCCGGUCAUGAGACAUCAGAGCUUCAAACGAAACAGACACUUUGAACAGAUUCCAAAGAGGGAGACACUAUUUCACCCCCUCGCUGGUAAGAGAGAGACGUGCCCGGAUGUUUAUCUCGUGGAAGAUGUUGCUUUCCGAUAUCCCACUGAGACUGCAAACAUUAAUGAAGCAAUCUAUUGAUGGGGACACGUGGAUCCUUGAAGGACUUCAUUGCCUUUGUGUCAAUCUAGGGGUAGGUCACAGAACUAAAAAACACACCCUCUUAAAAAAAAAACCCAAUAAUAUAAUAUUGAUUUGAUUGGCUAAGCCACGUGUCCUCCCAUCUGCUGGUAAUAAAAGCUGUGCAUCUUCCACAGAGGAGGGUGGAUCUUGAAGUUCGAUACGGGUCUCUGAAAAUUCGCCAUUUCCUGUCUGCAUUACCACAAUAACUAAUGCCUGUACUUGAAAACUGCCAGAAAACUCUGCUCGUCGACUACUAAACACUUUAUUGAAACCAGAAGGGAAAGACUGUUGCAGCGCUACAAAGGCAGGACUGUGACUUGGCUUCUUCACGUCUAAACCCCUGGAGCAAGGUGUAAACGCUGGGCUUCUCUUUGCAUCCCUCCAGGCUGGACCGCGCAGCAACGACCAUCGCAGGAUUGGUAUUCUUCUUAUUCAUAGGACUGCUUUAUUUCUUCAAAAGUCUUGCACGGGUAACUGCAACUAUAUGAUGUAUUGAAUUUGUAUGAUCGUUUGCUGUUGAACGUUGUUAAUAUGUUUUAUUAAAGAUGGUUUUAAAAUAAGUACAUACUAAAUAUAGUACAGGUGUAGUAUGUGUAGGUGAUGCUUGAUGUAGGUGUUUCUGAAGUAUUGCCAUAGCUAGUAGUUUUUCUUCAAGGUAUUUAGCUUCUGAAUAAACUUUAUUUUCUCAAGUAGUUUUUUUCUUUGUUUGUUAAACAGCACUAUCAAGCAUUUAGUGGAACCCAAGACGUAAAAGAUAUUGUUAAACUGAGCCAUUCUA